CCUUGAAUAUUCUUGCAGUAUCUUGCAGUAGAAGUUGCUGCCUGAGUAUAUUAUAUUACGUAUGUUAUAUAAUGUGUGUGUGUGAAGAUAAACUGCAGUAAAUCACCUGACAUGUUGAAUUUCAGCAGAUUCGGUGCAGGAAGAUAAAAGUGUAGACCGUGAAAUGCAUCACAAAUGUGUUGGAGAGAAGAGAGAAAUAGGCUGGCAGGCAGAGUGUGAGCAGUAAAGAGAGAGGAGAGUCUCAUCGAUACAGUUGUUCUCUGACCGAGAGUCAUUAAGACUUUUUCAUCAUCAUCAUCAUCAUCAUCAUCAUCACCACCACCAUCACCAUCUUCAUCCAUGUCAGUUCUUCCUCUGCGGGUGAAAAUGUUGCGGCAGGUCUGGAGGUUGAAGGGCAUCUUCGUCCUCGUCUGCAGCCCGUUCAUCCUGCUGCCGCUCGCAAUCAGCACCUCGGAGGCAGCGUGUGCUUAUGUCAUAGCCCUCAUGGCGGUGUAUUGGUGCACUGAGGUGUUGCCGCUGGCGGUGACGGCACUGCUGCCGACCAUCCUGUUCCCCGUCCUCGGCAUCAUGGAGUCCAAAGAUGUGUGUAUGCAGUACCUGAAGGACACUAACAUGCUGUUUGUAGGCGGGCUGAUGGUGGCCGUGGCCGUGGAGCACUGGAACCUGCACAAACGCAUCGCGCUCCGAGUGCUGCUGAUGGUCGGAGUCCGACCCGCCCUGUUGAUGUUGGGGUUCAUGGGAGUGACGGCCUUCCUGUCCAUGUGGAUCAGCAACACGGCGACCACCGCCAUGAUGGUUCCUAUCGUCCAGGCCGUCCUGGAUCAGAUCCAAGGCAAAGUAGACCCCGAUAACUCCUCCAAGAACCACAGCAGGAGUGAAGUUUUACAGAAGGAGCAUCAGGAGAAAACUAUCAGCAUCCUGCAAACCGCUGCUUCCAACAUCCCGGAGAAUCCUGCUGUGAACAGGGAAACUUUGACACAAGGUGGCUCAGAGAAAACCAGCAACAACCUACAAGACAACAUGUCGUCUGAACAGAAAGAGGCAUCAGAGGAUCGCAUGGACAGGCAGGAGAACAUCAAACCAACACCACAAGACAAACCUCCAUCAGACCGCGCCGACAGCAGGACAGUGGUCGUGGAGAGCGUCUGCUGUCCGCUGGAGUUGGAGGAGCUGAGUGACGUGGAGGAGGACAGGAUGAAGAUGAGCAAAGGCCUCCUGCUGUGUGUGUGCUACGCAGCCAGCAUCGGCGGCAUCGCUACUCUGACAGGAACCGGACCAAACCUGGUUCUGAUCGGACAGAUGAGCCAACUCUUCCCUCAGAACGGCGAUGUGAUCAACUUUGCGUCCUGGUUUGCGUUCGCCUUCCCCACCAUGGUGCUGAUGCUGAUGCUGGCCUGGUUCUGGCUGCAGUUCCUCUACAUCGGCUGCAAUCUGCGGCGGACGUGGGGUUGCGGGACGGCUCAGUCGGAGAAGGAGCGCGCAGCGUACGAAGUGAUCAGGGAUGAGCACCGCCGUCUGGGACCCAUGAGUUACGGAGAGUUCAGCGUCCUGGCACUCUUCAUCCUCAUGGUGGCGCUGUGGUUCACACGAGACCCGCGCUUCAUGGACGGAUGGGCCACACACGUCUUCAAUGCCAAGGCCGAGUUCGUCACUGAUGCGACCGUCUCUCUGUUUGUUGCUGUGUUGUUGUUUGUUCUUCCCUCUGAGCCGCCGCGAUACCUCUGCUGCUGGAGGAGCUCUGAUACAGACUCCCAGGUGUCACGAAGCCCCGCCCCGCCCCUCCUCACCUGGCAGGUGACUCAGAAGAAGAUGCCCUGGAACAUCGUCCUGCUGCUGGGAGGAGGCUUCGCGCUGGCCAAGGGCAGCGAGGAGUCUGGUCUGUCCCGCUGGCUUGGCGCUCAGAUGACGCCGCUGCACUCCAUCCCUCCGUGGGCCAUCGCCGUCAUCCUCUGCCUCCUCAUCGCCACCUUCACCGAGUGUGCCAGCAACGUUGCCACAGCAACACUCUUCCUGCCCAUCCUGGCCUCCAUGUCCCAGUCUAUAAGCUUGAACCCUCUGUACGUGAUGAUCCCGUGCACCCUCAGCGCCUCCUUCGCCUUUAUGCUGCCGGUGGCCACGCCCCCCAACGCCAUCGUCUUCUCCUCCGGUUAUCUCAAAGUGUCCGACAUGGCUAAAACAGGCGUGGUGAUGAACAUCAUCGGGAUUGGCUGCAUCAGUCUGGCCAUCAACAGUUGGGGUCGCGUCAUGUUCAGUCUGGAUUCCUUCCCUUCAUGGGCAAACACCACCGCACCUGUGUAGAAGCAUUUCUGUUUUCUACAACCUGCUGCCAGAUCUUAUUUUUUUUGUCUGCAUUUUCAGGCUUCAUCACUUGACUCUGGAUGGUGAAAUUUCCCAGCAUGGAAUAUGUUUUUUUAUGUUUGUAUACUGUACAUCCUGCAGAAUGUGACGGCUGGUUCUGAGCCACCAGAAGCAUCAAGAACGUGUUUCCCAGAAGUUUUGUUGUCAAAACUUUACUUGUCUUUAGCAGAAACUUUGUUUUUUUAAAAUCCUGACAGAACAAAUGUUUGCAGCGUCAACUGCUCAGAGGAUUUGUGGUAACUUAAAUCUCCAGCUGCAGUUAGAGGCUGACAUGCUUAAAUAAAAAAGUCCCAAAUAAUAACCCGAACAAGUACAAACAAGGGAUGGUCCCUCACAAAGUCCAGGUAUGAAAACACAAAAAAGGGGGGGCACUGCUGAAACCACUUCCUGUUUAACACUAAUACUGAUUUAAUUCUCUAAUUACUCCCAAUCGUUUCUACUUUGCUGUUUUUUUGAUGGAUUUUAAGCUUUUGUCAGUGAAACUCAUCAUUUCCUGCAGGUGUUUUAUAAUAUUAAUUUCCACAGUUUUAACAUUUGUUUAUUAAGUUUAAACUUGCUUUAAUUUUUUUUUUUUUUUGGCCACUUUGGGGCAGCAGAACAACCUGCGAACAUCGCUCUUAAAUAUUAUCAAUAACUUGUGAGCAAAAGCUGCAGAUACUCAUAUUUCUGCAGAUGAAACCAGCAAACGUUUGGCAAUCGAUUAUCAAAAUUGCUCAAAUCUCAGUUUCACUUUUUAACACUUACUCUGCUUUCAGUGCUAAUUAAUUAAUUACAACUUCGUCCACUUUGCCAUUUUAACAAUCUUUGUUAUCUUCAAUUUUAUAGUCGAUUUACGUGUUUUACUCAUGUGUCAAACAAAAUUGCUAAUUGCUAAGAUAUUUCACACUGAAACCUGCACACUGCGACUUUGUUCCCAGUUCUUUUAUUCUACAUGUGAAUAAAAAUGUUUUGACUAAAAAUAGUCUUCUUCAAGAGUGAAAAGUAGUUCUGAUAUUUUAUCUGUCAUGUCCAUGUAGAAUAUCAGUGUGCGAGUAUUUUUUUUCUCAUUAAUUUAGUUGAUUAUUUCCCAGGAUGUUUGUGCCUUCUGAUGAUCACAUUAAAAGUUCACCAGGAGCUGCAAAACAUCUGUCCAAGAAGUGUAUCAAGAGUAUCAUUGGCGGUAGUUCAACAAUCAUUUUAAAAAAGACAGCAAAGUAGAAUCAGCUGUAAAUAGUUAGCGAAUAAAACAGUUUUGAGGUUACAAAAAAAAGAGAAAGUAUUUUUAGCAGAGUUGUGAGUAUCUGUUGUUGUACUGAUGGAAUUAGUGCUGUGAAAAUGUACAUUAAUCUCAAUUUAUACUAAAUUUAACAGGACAGAAUAUAAACAUUGGGAACGUUAGGGUUAGUUUGCAUCAACAGCAAAUUAAAACAGGAGCAAAUCAGGAUAUACAGAGGCUAAAACACAGAAAACUAGAAAUAAAAGUCUGUUUCAACCAAGAAGCUUUACUUCAGUUGGGACAAAUAAAGUCUAACAUCUAAUAAUAUAGUUUCUCCUUAAAGGACCAGUGUGUAGGAUUUAGUGGCAUCUAGUGGUGAAGUUGCACAUUACAACCAACUGAAUACUGAAUA
Messenger RNA from Thunnus maccoyii (southern bluefin tuna), 3965 nucleotides. RefSeq names its product solute carrier family 13 member 5a (gene slc13a5a). Gene Ontology annotation, biological process: monoatomic anion transmembrane transport; citrate transport. Gene Ontology annotation, cellular component: membrane. The transcript has 14 exons. Gene Ontology annotation, molecular function: succinate transmembrane transporter activity; citrate transmembrane transporter activity; sodium:dicarboxylate symporter activity. The coding region runs from base 340 to 2298 and encodes 652 amino acids. The record is from RefSeq and is a predicted model, not a curated record. NCBI's taxonomy places the organism in Eukaryota, Metazoa, Chordata, Actinopteri, Scombriformes, Scombridae.